GAAAGUAUUGUUCGAACCAUUGGUAUACCUAUCCGAGCUUGAUGAGAAGGAUGAGAAAGCAUUGGUUUUAUCAGGAGUAGUGGAUCGAUAUGAAAACUCAAAUGCACUACAAUUAUUGUUACCACAGUUAUACGAAUUCUUCACAAUCUUUAUCAUAACAAAGCAAAUUCCGCCGAUUGAUCCAUUUUGA
Acaulospora morrowiae is the source of this 190-nucleotide messenger RNA. NCBI's taxonomy places the organism in Eukaryota, Fungi, Glomeromycota, Glomeromycetes, Diversisporales, Acaulosporaceae. The record is from the annotation of a GenBank genome assembly.